AUGAGAAAGCUUGAAAUGAAGAUCCUGUUCUUGAAGAAGCUUGAGAGCGAGGUUGUGAAUUUGUCGGAGCACGUAAGUGCCAUCAUCCAAGGCACAUGGGCCAAGAAGAAAAAGGCUCAAGGACCCUUUGUGCUCUCGAUCACUCUUAGAAAACUUCGUUUUAAAGGAGCACUUGCCGAUCUUGGGGCCUCUAUUAGCCUCAUGCCCAUGUUCAUUGCAAAGAAACUCACUUUUGAGCUCAAGCCAUCAAGGAAAACCAUCCAACUCGUCGACCGAAGUAUUAAGAUGCCAAGUCGGGAGUUUGAGGAUCUGUCUAUCCAAGUGGGAAACAUUGUUGUCCCAUGUGAUUUUGUUGUUCUUGACAUGGUUGAGAAUCCUUACACCCCCCUCAUUCUUGGGAGAGAUGCUUUGAAGACCUUGGGUGCCCUGAUUGAUUGUGAAUCAAAGACCAUUACCAUUCGGGUAGCCCAAGAGAAGGUUGAGGGGCAUGAUGUGCUUGUUGGCCUAGUGUUUGAUGAGGAGAAUUUUUAUGAUGAUGAGAAGAUGAAAAAUGGAGUUUAUGUUGAGAAGGAGAAUGAGAUUGUUCUUGUAAACAACAAUGAUGAUGAUACUGAGGGUAAUGUCAAGCAAACCCGCAAGAGGAAGCGGCUGAGAAAAGAAAAAGCGUCAAAAAGAAGAAGAUAG
Molecule: messenger RNA, 684 nt
Organism: Amaranthus tricolor (Joseph's coat)
Lineage: Eukaryota; Viridiplantae; Streptophyta; Magnoliopsida; Caryophyllales; Amaranthaceae
Exons: 3
Coding region: 1-684 (227 amino acids)
Source: RefSeq, a predicted model, not a curated record